Molecule: messenger RNA, 2610 nt
Organism: Mustela lutreola (European mink)
Lineage: Eukaryota; Metazoa; Chordata; Mammalia; Carnivora; Mustelidae
Gene: HTR5A
Product: 5-hydroxytryptamine receptor 5A
Exons: 2
Coding region: 737-1813 (358 amino acids)
Biological process (GO): adenylate cyclase-activating adrenergic receptor signaling pathway
Cellular component (GO): plasma membrane
Molecular function (GO): G protein-coupled serotonin receptor activity
Source: RefSeq, a predicted model, not a curated record
AGCGCAUUUCGGGAAGCAGGGCCAGUACCGCGGACAGCACCAGGACCCCGGCCCAGGGUGGGGGAGACAGCAGCACCACGGACAGCACCACCGGGAGCGAGCACUGCGCGCUCUGGGCGGAGGGGCGGGGAUAGGCGGCCUCAUCAGCUGAUGCCUGACGUAGGCUGGAUCCCCACUUUGAGAAGCAGGUCUGGAGGGGCGCGCCGGCGUUCCGCCCCAGAGCCGCGGCCCCAGACGGCGUGGGGCUGGGGCUGGGGCGAUAGCAGGAGGCAGAUCCCCAGAAAAACGGCCCCUGCCUGGCUUCCCUGCACGGGCUUGAGGCUGCAGCCCGCCGCCCGGAGGGGCGAGGAGGGAGCGGACGCGCAGCGCAAGUCCUGCUCUGACGCACCAGCACCCCUCCGGCACCCACAGGCUCCGGAGGCGCCAGCUGCCCCCCGACUCGGGAGAUGCUCAGCUCUGGGUGACCAGACUGCUGUCCGUGCCGCGGGGAAAAGCCCCGGCAAGUGACGGCUUCGGAGGGCCCCGGCUGCGCUGCGAGACGCAGCCCAGCAGCCUCGUCUCAGCCACCCCGUCUCCCGCGUGUGCUCGCUGGCAGGAGGUUUCGGAAACAAUCCCCAGAAACCCCGCCACCAGCCAGAGGUCGCAAACACCCCGAGUGGCUCCGGGCGCAGGGGCCACGACUGUCUUCCCGAACGCCCCUUCUGCACGCACCCCGGGCCGGUCUCCUGACCCAGCGAUGGAUUCACCUGUGAACCUAACCUAUUUUUUUCUCUCCACCCCCGCCCCUUCGGAGACCAACCACAGCAGCCUUGACGCCGAAGACCCGCGCCCCAGCCCGCCCCUCCACUCUGUCUUCGGUGUGCUUGUUCUGACCUUGCUGGGCUUUCUGGUGGCUGCGACGUUCUCCUGGAACCUCCUGGUACUGGCGACCAUCCUCCGUGUGCGCACCUUCCACCGGGUUCCGCACAACUUAGUGGCGUCCAUGGCCAUCUCGGACGUGCUCGUGGCGGCUCUGGUCAUGCCGCUGAGCCUGGUGCAUGAGUUGUCCGGCCGGCGCUGGCAGCUGGGUCGGCGGCUGUGCCAGCUGUGGAUCGCGUGCGACGUGCUCUGCUGCACCGCCAGCAUCUGGAAUGUGACCGCCAUCGCGCUGGACCGCUAUUGGUCCGUCGCGCGUCACCUGGAAUACACGCCCCGCGCCCGCAAGCGCAUCUCCAAUGUGAUGAUCGUGCUCACCUGGGCACUCUCCGCGGUGAUCUCGCUGGCGCCGCUGCUCUUCGGCUGGGGGGAGACAUACUCGGAGCGCAGCGAGGAGUGCCAGGUGAGCCGCGAGCCCUCCUACACCGUGUUCUCCACCGUGGGCGCCUUCUACCUGCCGCUCUGCGUGGUGCUCUUCGUGUACUGGAAGGUCUACAAGGCCGCCAAGCUCCGCGUGGGCUCCAGGAAGACCAACAGCGUGUCACCCUGGCCGGAGGCUGUGGAGGCGAAGACCCCUGCGCCGCAGCCCCAGAUGGUGUUCACCGUGCGCCACACCACUGUCACCUUCCAGACAGAAGGGGACACGUGGAGGGAACAGAAGGAGCAGAGAGCUGCCCUGAUGGUGGGCAUCCUCAUCGGGGUGUUCGCGCUCUGCUGGCUGCCCUUCUUCACCACGGAGCUCAUCGGCCCUCUCUGCGCCUACGACAUCCCUGCCGUCUGGAAGAGCAUCUUCCUUUGGCUCGGCUACUCCAACUCCUUCUUCAACCCGCUCAUCUACACAGCGUUCAACAAGAACUAUAACAGCGCCUUCAAGAACUUCUUUUGUAGGCAACACUGAGCGGGAGGCCUGGGGAGGAGGGACAAGAUCCUCGAACUCAGUGAGAUUUCCAGCUCCAUCUGCUUCCCCGUCCCUACCAUGGACCCCUUCCACAUGGAAGAGGCAUGUCCUCCAGGCUCUCCGGGGUCAUCUUCAGAACUAGCCCUCACUUCCCCACUCCGAGGUAGGAAUGUGGGUCUUCACAGGCAGCUUGGGUGCCCUUUUUUUUUCUUUUACAAUUUUUUUUUAAAAGAUUUUAUUUAUCUGACAGAGAGAUCACAAGUGGGCAGAGAGGCAGGCAGAGAGAGAGGAGGAAGCAGGCUCCCCACUGAGCAGAGAGCCCGAUGCCGGGGCUCCAUCCCAGGACCCUGAGAUCAUGACCUGAGCCACCAAGAUGCCCCUGGGUGACCUUCUUGAUCUAACUUAAUCUGUUAUUGUUCACUCUGCACCUAACAGCCACAGACUUUGCCCACAAAAUGCCCUCCCCCUCCCCCCAGUCCACUCCAGCCUGGCCGUCGUCCUGGCCCCAGAGCAGUCAUACAAGGUAAACGAGAGGAAGGAAAUCAAGCAACGUGGCUAGAAAAUGAUGGAGAAGAAGUCAGAACGGGGACACCAGAGGGGCAGGAAACCAGAAUUCCCAGUUUUCUGGUAGAGUCCCUAACUUGAAAUUUCGUUCUAUGGUCCUGGUAAGUAUACCCUAGUACUUACUGUGUACGUCCCAGUGUUUGGCUACAAGAUAUUGUCUCUAACCCUAUUGAAGUGCAUAGCCACAGCACAGCAGCUGUGAAUAUUGGCUUUAAGACUUUGUGGCAACCACA